Meyerozyma guilliermondii ATCC 6260 is the source of this 642-nucleotide messenger RNA. RefSeq names its product dihydrofolate reductase (gene DFR1). The transcript has a single exon. Bases 1 to 642 code for a protein of 213 amino acids. The record is from RefSeq and is a predicted model, not a curated record. Gene Ontology annotation, molecular function: NADP binding; dihydrofolate reductase activity. Gene Ontology annotation, cellular component: mitochondrion. Gene Ontology annotation, biological process: folic acid metabolic process; glycine biosynthetic process; tetrahydrofolate biosynthetic process. NCBI's taxonomy places the organism in Eukaryota, Fungi, Ascomycota, Pichiomycetes, Serinales, Debaryomycetaceae.
AUGCGGCUGGUGUGGCAUCGAGCGCGCAUUUAUUUGAAUCAUCUUUUGCCCCGCGCCUUCAUGCGUCAACCUCCUAUAGCGUUGAUAGUUGCGGCGUUGCUACCAGACCUCGGAAUAGGCUUUGGUGGUGCCCUUCCAUGGCGCCUCAAACAGGAAAUCAAGUAUUUCCGCGACGUCACGUCAAACGCACCUGACGGAUCCAUCAAUGCAGUGAUCAUGGGUCGACGUACCUGGGAGUCGAUCCCCCCUCGGUUUAGACCUUUACCCAACCGGAUUAAUGUGGUGUUGUCGCGUAGCAAUCCGAAUUUGGAGGAAAAUGACGUGUUUUGGGGUAAUUCUUUUGAUACCGCGUUAGAGUUCCUCCAAAAACGUCACGAUAUCAAUAAAAUAUUUGUCAUUGGCGGCGCUGAAAUAUACAAUCAGGUGAUUAAUGACCCUCGGAUUUCACAUCUCCUUUUAACGGAGGUGUCUGCCAAUUAUGACGCAACUAUACCGAUGGAUAGAUUUUUACAUUUCCCGCGUGAAGCAUGGACCCGCAGUCCACAUCUGCAACUUAUCCAAUUUACGGGGAUUGACGCCACCGACUCAACUAUAAAAGAGGGCGAUUUCUCCUACAAUUAUUCCUUGUGGUGCAAAAAAUAA